Molecule: messenger RNA, 4271 nt
Organism: Salvia miltiorrhiza (redroot sage)
Lineage: Eukaryota; Viridiplantae; Streptophyta; Magnoliopsida; Lamiales; Lamiaceae
Product: putative pentatricopeptide repeat-containing protein At1g74400
Exons: 3
Coding region: 41-1516 (491 amino acids)
Biological process (GO): RNA modification
Molecular function (GO): RNA binding; protein binding
Source: RefSeq, a predicted model, not a curated record
UAUUAAUAUGAUAAUAUUGGGAAGAACUUAAACCAAACAAAUGUGGGAAGAACUCAGAAACACCAAGAUAAACCUCUUCGGAAUCGAACAUAUGCUCACUCAAAUCAAGAUUCAAGGUGCUCAAAAUUUCAAAACAAUCUCCCAAUUCCUGCAUCACUGUUCUCAAACAAAGAAUCUCAGAAUAGUCCAAGAAUUCUACGCGCAUGUAAUUAGAGCAGAGUUAUUCUUCAUUUCCCCUAAUCUUCAAACUGACCUAGUUCUGACUUACACAUCAUGCAUCGGCAAGAACAACCAUAAGAUUCUAACCCACUUGUUGAAAUCCCUCAAUCUCAGAAACCCGCUGCCAUUUAAUUCGAUUGUAUCUCAUUUCUCUCAACAUGGGUCUGACUGUUAUGCUCUGCACACGUUUUCUUUCAUGCAUCGCAACAGCGUUUAUGUUGAUUCCUACGCUUUGUGCACCUCUCUCAAGUCAGCUUCCUGCCUGAAAAAAGAUGUUUUUGGUAAACUGAUGCAUGCUUAUGUGGAGAAAUCCGGGUGGUUCGCUAGUGUGUUUGUGGGCAGUGCUUUGGUCGAUUUUUACGCGAAACUGUGGAGCAUGAGUGAUGCAGCAAUGGUGUUCGAUGAAAUUCCUGAGAAGAAUACUGUGUGCGCGAAUGCGCUAUUGUCGGGCUACGCGGAAGCUAAGAUGUGGGGAGAAGGGAUUGAGUUGGUGAGGAGGAUGCACCUUUUGCGUUUGGAAACAGACAAUUUUACUUUGUCUGCUGCUCUACGCGCAUGUAGUGGCUUGUGUGCUGUAGAAUUGGGCAAGGAGGUUCACGCGAGUGUUGUACGUCGCAUCAUAGAUGUUGGAGCUGAUGUGUUUCUGCAGAGUUUGCUGAUUGAGAUGUAUGGAAAGUGUGGUCUAGUGAAUAGUGCAAAGAAAGUGUUUAGCAUGGCGGGGUACGUGGUAGGGAAGAGGCGAAGAGACGUUGUUCUGUGGACUUCGAUAUUAGGAGUGUAUGGAAGGACUGGGGAUUAUAGUGAAGUGAUUAGGUUGUUUAGGGAUAUGCUAAUGGAAGGGAUAAGGCCUGAUGGAGUGGCAUUCUUGACGGUUAUCUCUGCUUGCAGCCACACCGGCCAAGUGGAUCUUGGUAUGGAGUAUUUUGAGUCCAUGACUCGAGACUAUGGGUUGAAUGCAAGCCGAGAGCAUUAUAGUUGUCUCGUUGACCUGCUUUGUCGGGCGGGAGAGUUGGAGAGGGCUUGGAGAAUAGUCAGUGAGCUGCCACAUACUGCGGAUUGCACUAUAUCAAUGUGGGGCACGCUUCUUAGUGCGUGUAAUGAGUGUGGAAAUGUCAGUUUGGGGAAGUUGGCUGCUCAGAAAGCUUUUGAACUGGAGCCUACUAAUGUUGGAAUUUAUGUUUUGCUAUCUAAUAUGUAUGCUAGGAAUGGCAUGUGGGAUGAGAUUGAACAAUUGAGGGAGUUGAUGAAAAGAAGAGGACUGAAGAAGGAUAUUGCAUGGAGUUCAAUAGAUAGAUAAAAGGGCGCAGAGUACCCUGGUGCCUGUUUUCAUGUUCUAUACUAUUUACAUCAUACGAGGGGCAAAUUUGAUAGCGUUGAUAAUUCACAGAGUUGGUUGCAAGUUGAGGAAUGAGGGACAAGGGAUGGGAUUGAUCAGAUAUCACAAGAUCAAAAGAGAAUGAACCCUUUGCCAAAGAGUUUUUGUGGCUAGUGGUUGCAGAUUGAAAAGAAACAAGAUCUUAUUCCUCUCAAAGCUAUUCCACUGCUCAACAUUCCAAGGAACAUCUUCAUCGGAUUAUAUUAACUUCACGAGUACAUAGCAGAGGCCGUCAUGGACUUUUUGAACAAGAUAAUGAAUGUAGACCUGAUGUCCGAGAAGUGAUUGCAAGUCGUACUGUUGAUACGUGUUGGCAUGUGCUCGAGUUUCUUAAUGGAUAGGCUUAUUGGGUUUGGACAUACCAGGUAUGAAAUACUUAUCCUUAAUCCUCUUUUUGUAUGAUUCUGGGUGGUCCUAUGCUUUAAUCUCUGCGCAUUCCCCUGUUUCUAAUUACCUGCUGCGAUACAUUUGUAGUUAUAUUAAUUAUUUCGAAAGCAUGGGUUAGAGAUAUAGGCUUUAUGUGCUUCAGGUCUUAUGUCUUGAAACUUUGGUGAGCUGUUUCCUGGCCCAGUUAUGCUAAAACGACCCGUGAAAGGGCCCGUUUGAGCCUGUGUAUUUAUGAUGUCAUUCAAAUAUAUACCCGAUUCCUUUUCUUUUCGAUUACGGCCUAAUCAAGACUCAUGGCUUGCCGAAAGGUCAUAUAUUUUACUUUUGAUUGUUGCUUUCAUCACUUGCAAACCUAUAGCCCUCUGUCUGUUUUUAAUCUGGAUACAUUUUUCAUUUUUGGCCGUACAAAAUUGUUUCCUAUGUCGUAUUUUUACAGCAAUAACUGCCCUGAUUAUUCCAUGUUCCUAUCUCACAUUUUUCAAAAAAUAAUUGUAGCAUUAGUUGGAAGAAGUUAAGGUGACUGUUUCUAGUAGUUGGGAAUGAUAUGUGAUGGGCAAGAGUAACAUGGGCUUCAUGUGCUAUACGGAAUGUUAUGUCACCGUCAACUUCAAUUACACACCACAAACUUUUUUUUGAAAAUUCUGAGAGAUUGCUUUAUUUCGUAUUGCACUCGUUUAACUAUAUCGAGAAUAAUAUGUAUGACUACCCUAUAAUAUAGUGACUAAGAAUCUUGUGGUAUUACAUGACAUAAAAUAUUUUUCUUGCCACUUUCGAUAUCAAAUGUCAAUACUAACCACUCUUGCCAAAAAGGACUUGCCUUAUCUUAAAAUAUUGCAUGCAUUAUUCAUAGACAUGCGGAUGUAUUCGUCUUCAUAUUGUUCCGGUUAAUCUUGGUAGUAAUUGGCCUUCCUUCUAGUUCAUUUAUUAAUGCUAGAUAGCACAUAUAUAUAUAUAGGUUGAUACAUAAUGAUUGGGAUUUGAUGUAAUAUAGUAAUAUGAAAUAUUGGAUUUCCACGUUGAUAGUAUUUUAUUUGGUGUAGUGUUUUUAAGAUUGAUGGGAAUGGGACCAUAUUGUUUGAUGAAGUAAUUAAGUUUACAUUAUUAGUAUUGUUAAUCCAAUCUGAAUUGAAGAACACGUGAUAAGGUGUGUUGGUCCUUUUUGGGGUGCCAUCCCCUUUUCCACUAUGUUAUGACUCAAAAGUUGUUAAAUGAAAUUUGUAACGCAAAUAAUAUUAAACAGUAUGUUUUGAGUUUUGAUGAAUUUGAAAUGGUAAGUAAAAAUGAAUGUGGUAGGUGUGUGAGUACGUAAAACAAAAGGGGACGACAGAUGGUAGCAACAGAAGAAGAUGAUAUCACUAAAUCUAUGUGGAUUUGAUCUCAGCCUUGGAACAUGCAUCUUAUAUGAGUUGGGAGUGGUGGAGCUUUCUACUGCCCUUUUCAGAUUUUCCAUUUAAGGACCACAUGGGAAGAUAGGCCUGCCUCAAUUUUGUCCCAACAUCCGACUUUGCAUUCUCUUCCUUAUUAUUCACACCCACUAUUUUCUAAGCUUAUCAACUCCAAUACAUUAUAAGAUGUAGUUUUUCAAGUACUUAAUUGUAAGUUGUCAAUAUGUUUGAGCUUAUAAACUAGAAAGAGAAAUUUUGUGUUUGAGAGAUGAACUUGAAAGGGAGCAUGAUGAAAAACAAUAAACUAUAAUUGAAUGAUAUUUAUAAAAUUAUUGUUGCAUAUAAGAUUACAAACAAAUAAGUUGGGGUAGAGGAAUUUUUUUUAUGGAGAUCAUAAACUCUUCGAGUUAAUUUUUACAAUUUGUAAGUUAUUUAGUAAUUUAUUUUAUUAAACACUUUGAAAUAGCUUAUAAGCUCAUCCAAACACUCUUUUAAUAGUUGAUGAUACAUUAACAGCAGUACGGGUAAGUUUGUGGUUAUCUCCACUUCUACUUAACUAUGCACUAUAGUAAUUGCGAUAUUAUUUCCACUUCUUUUUUUUUUUUUUUUGAGCUACAGAUUCAUCCACACAAAUCCUUCAGCUGACUUGAACUCUUGAUUUAUUGGUUGGAGGGGCAUCGUCUUAUUAAUUGAAUUGCGCUUCGUCAUCAUUAUAAUCAAAUGUGGAUGUAGGAUUUUUUUUAGGAGGGUGUACUGCUGUGUGAUUGAGCGACACUUUCAUGAAUGAGAGAAUCGUGAAAGAGGAAAUGUCAUUAUGAUAUUUUUAUAUUGAGUUUCUCUAUUUUAUAGGCCUGUUGAGUCAUUUUAUUAACAUUUUUAAAUUUUAAUGUAGUUUUUCUUAAAAA